UUACUCACUCCCCUCACACUCAAAACUCAAAUCGAAAAUCAAUUACACAACAACUUUGAUCAAUAAGUCCAAUGGAUCGGUCAACGGAAAUCGGGUUGGGAUCCAAAGCGGGAUCGGAGGAGACGUACUUGCUGGCCUCGACGCAACCAAAGAAGCGGGCGGGACGGAAGAAGUUCAAGGAGACGCGCCACCCAGUGUACCGUGGCGUGAGGCGGCGGGGCGGGGACAAGUGGGUGUGCGAGCUCCGGAACGGGAAGUCCCGGCUCUGGCUUGGUACCUACCCGGCCCCUGAGAUGGCUGCCCGGGCCCAUGAUGUGGCUGUCCUCGCCCUCCGCGGUCGCUCCGCCUGCCUCAACUUCGCCGACUCCGCGUGGCGGCUUCCCAUCCCGAGCUCAGCCUCUGAUGCCGAUAUCAGGGCGGCGGCCAUUGAGGCUGCAGAAGUGUUUCGGCAGGCUCGCCAGGAGGGAGCCUCCUCCUCCAGCAGUGGCCUGAAGCACGAGGAGGCGGUGUCGGACGCAGAGUCGAGCAGCGGCAGCGCUGAUUUGAGAGCCGAGGAGGACCGGCAUACGAUGGCCAAUGAGCGUUCACCGGAAAAUGGAGGAGCGGGAUGCCGCUAUUACUUGGAUGAGGAGGCCAUUUUCUCCUUGCCGGGGCUGCUGGUGGACAUGGCGGAGGGGCUAAUGGUGGCGCCGCCGCCGAUUGUGUUGGAGGAGAGUUCGAAUCACUGGGACGGUGACUCCUUGUAUGAUUCAGAUGUUUCAAUAUGGAAUCACUCCACUUGGUAGGAUCAAUUAAUAUAUCGGAUUAGGGAAAUUGGAAAUAAAUGUGGGCAAAGGAAAUCAAGAAUUGUGGUUAUUUAUGGUGUCGCAUAAAUUUUCCACCGAAAAAAAAGGCUGUUUCAUAGUCUGAGCCAUGAUUCAAUUGUAUUAUAGUGUGUGCCCAAGUACAUACUCGGGAAUCAUAUUUCGGAAUUAAAGAGCUCCUUUGUUAUUCUA
This is a messenger RNA of Punica granatum (pomegranate), 995 nucleotides long. Lineage: Eukaryota; Viridiplantae; Streptophyta; Magnoliopsida; Myrtales; Lythraceae. The record is from RefSeq and is a predicted model, not a curated record.